AUGGCUUAUAUUUUUUUGGCUGCAGUAGGAGGAUUUGGCGCUUUAUUAUGUUUUUCUCUAGUGAUAUUUACGUUAAGCCGCCGCCAGCUACGGUCACCAAGUUAUGCUUCCUUUAUAAGCUUAUGUACUAAUGGGAUACUCUUUGGUAGUUUGUAUUUAAUGCCAAGGUAUGGCACAGAUUUUUCUCGUGAUACUCCUGUAAUUUGCCAUAUGUUACCACGAUUAGGUCAAGCACUUUUACUUAAUGUUGGUCUCCACGUUUCUGUAAUGACUAUUGAACGAUAUUUCGCUAUCGUAUAUCCAUUCAAAUACCAACGAUUUAUAACUAGAGGAACUGUAAUGGUUAUCAUCUUAUUUUUAUGGUUUCUGGUUAUUGGCUUGCAAGCAAUUGUUAGUGGACUCGAAUUCAUUCAAAUUAAUCAGACAGUUGCUAAUAAAUGUGCUUAUAGUAGAGGAUUCGAAAACACCAGCAAUCUUAUUAAUGCCGGAUUUAGCGUUGCAUUAAGCUGCUUAACGCUAAUCAUCUUAAUUUACGUAUAUACACUUGUUUUAAUCAUCAUAAGACGCCACCAAGACAAGAUUCGUCGGCAACUUACUCUAUCGAAUCCAGAUAAAAUAGCAGUUAAAACUCGUAAAAAAGCAGUAUUACAAACUGGUUUGCUUUUUGGUGUUUACUUGGUCUUCUUUUUACCUUUUCUUUUUGUGACUGCUUUUUUACCUCGUUUGCCAUUCAGCAAGCCGUUAUAUUAUUUUUAUAUCAACGUUUUGCGAAAUAUGGCGUUCAUUUUUCCGUUUAUUCAACCCUUGUUAUAUUUAAAAUUUACGGCUAAUAUUAACAGAGAGUUAAAAAGCAUUCUAGGAAAUCUUUCAGUACAUAAAAGUGCUGCUAGUAAUCCGAAUAUUGCUAUACUUACUUUUGAAAAAUCGAUAGAAGUGAAAAAUGCUACUAUAUCUGUAAUUAAGUCAAUUGAUGCAAAUGAAAUAAAGACAGUGCAUUCGCACCUCCUGCUAAGAUAUAUUGAUACAGAUGGAUUUUCUGAACAUAAUCUACUGGUAUAA
Molecule: messenger RNA, 1059 nt
Organism: Trichoplax adhaerens
Lineage: Eukaryota; Metazoa; Placozoa; Uniplacotomia; Trichoplacea; Trichoplacidae
Exons: 2
Coding region: 1-1059 (352 amino acids)
Biological process (GO): G protein-coupled receptor signaling pathway
Cellular component (GO): membrane
Molecular function (GO): G protein-coupled receptor activity
Source: RefSeq, a predicted model, not a curated record